Penicillium psychrosexuale is the source of this 690-nucleotide messenger RNA. Its product is annotated as HPP family protein. Bases 1 to 690 code for a protein of 229 amino acids. The record is from RefSeq and is a predicted model, not a curated record. The transcript is spliced from 2 exons. NCBI's taxonomy places the organism in Eukaryota, Fungi, Ascomycota, Eurotiomycetes, Eurotiales, Aspergillaceae.
AUGGCCCCUCCGCGUCUCGCCCGUCUUCCCCGGUGGAUCAGCCACUGGCUUGGCUAUCGCCCAGAGCCCGUGAAGCCACUCUCUAAAUACGAAGUCGCUCUAUGGUCGUUCAUAAUCUCAUUCUGCGGUCUAUCGGUCUUACAAGCAAUUUUCAACUACUCGGACUACUUCAAAGAGCGCAAUGUACCGGGUAUAAUCGCAUCCUACGGUGCAUCCGCCGUCCUCGUCUUCGGCGCAAUUGAAAGCCCCCUAGCGCAACCGCGAGCUCUAGUCUUCGGCCACUUCUUCAGCGCCCUGACCGGCCUCUGCGUUACCAAGUUGUUUAGCUUGAUGCCCGACAAAGCGCGAUUCGAGUCCCUGCGCUGGCUAGCCGCGUCGCUUUCAACAGCCAUUGCUAUUGUCGUCAUGCAGUUGACGGGUACUACCCACCCGCCUGCUGGCGCGACUGCUUUGCUCCCGGCUACCAAUGAGGAGAUUUGGCGGCUUUCUUGGUACUACUUGCCUGUAGUCCUGUUAUCCUCGACUAUGCUCUUGGUGUGCGCGUUGCUGUUGAAUAAUUUGCAUCGCCGGUAUCCGGCUUUCUGGAUCGCACCUACGCCGCCGAAGCCGGCUGCGCCUGUUGCUCCGUUGGCGCCGGCGCCUGUUGACGUUUCGUCGGAAGAGGAGAAGUCGGUGAAGAGUCCUGUUUGA